AUGACAAGUUUGGAGAGAGAUUAUGGAAAAUUACUGUUUUCAGAUGAACAAGACCUCACAGAACACAAGGCUGGUGUUUCCUGCAGUAUUACUGACAAUAGGGCUAUAGAUCAACCCAUGAAAUGUUGCAAACAAGAGAAGAAUGCAGAUGUAGUAGCCAAGAGUGGCAUUCGAGGGUAUGGUGUUGGAAUGGGUAACUCGAUACAGUAUCACAGUGGGGAGACAAAUAUUACAGGACACACUGCGCUCAAUCAUGUUGCUGCAGAGGUGAGGAAUAGAACGGUAAUCACAGAUAUCUUUCUGUUAGGAAUACCAAGUUUCCAGCAAUAUAAGAUUUUAUCUUUCUCUCUGUUCAUUGUUGUUUACUGGGUGACAAUAUGUGGUAACCUCCUGAUAAUCUCACUGGUGGUGAACAGCAAGAAUCUCCAUUCUCCUAUGUACUUCUUCCUUACACAGCUUUCUAUGUGUGACAUUUUUUCUGCCACAGAUAUUGUCCCCAAUAUGCUUUAUGUUAUCCUCAAUGAUGGAGGCCUCAUUUCUCUUAAGGGCUGUAUCACUCAAUAUUUAAUCUUUUGUUCUUCAGGAAGCUCAGAGUCUUUCCUUCUGGCAGUGAUGUCUUAUGACCGUUAUUUGGCCAUAUGUAACCCACUGCGUUACAGUGCUAUAAUGAACCACAUUUUUUGCCUUAAAUUGGUUAUAAUGUGCUGGGUUAUAAGUUAUUUAGUGUUACUUAAUCAAGCUAUACCAGUACUUAAGUUAUGGUUCUGUGGGCCACAUGUGAUUGACCAUUUUUUUUGUGAUUUUUACCCGUUGCUGAAACUUUCCUGCUCAGAUACUUAUGUAGUUGAAUUUGAAUGUAACUUGCUUUCAAUCCCAUUAAUUAUUUUUCCUUUCUUCAUCAUUAUUGUUUCAUAUAUCUAUAUUGCUUUCACCAUCCUAAGAAUUCCAUCACUUACUGGAAGACAUAAGGCCUUCUCUACCUGCAGCUCUCACCUGCUUGUUGUCUUUAUAUUUUAUGGGGCCCUGACAAGUAUUUAUUCAGUUCCUAAAAAAGCAAAUUCACAAAGAUUAAGUAAGCUUCUGUCUCUGCUGUACACUGUGGUAACACCAUUGAUUAACCCUAUCAUUUAUAGCUUCAGAAAUAAGGACAUUCAUAAAGCAUUUAAUAAAUAUAUCAAGGAUAUUUCAAACAGAUAA
Pseudophryne corroboree (corroboree frog) is the source of this 1197-nucleotide messenger RNA. RefSeq names its product olfactory receptor 5P52-like. Gene Ontology annotation, cellular component: membrane. The transcript has 4 exons. NCBI's taxonomy places the organism in Eukaryota, Metazoa, Chordata, Amphibia, Anura, Myobatrachidae. The record is from RefSeq and is a predicted model, not a curated record. Gene Ontology annotation, biological process: G protein-coupled receptor signaling pathway. The coding region runs from base 1 to 1197 and encodes 398 amino acids. Gene Ontology annotation, molecular function: G protein-coupled receptor activity; olfactory receptor activity.